AAGUUUGAUUGUUUUCUCGGAAAGGGAGGUUACACCAUGGGUGAGUCCCCAGCGCUUCUAAGUUUUAGAUAAUUCAUUGGAUGGUCCUUCUAGUACUCACCCCCCGGAAGACGAACACGCUGACACACCAGGAAUGACAGCGGUACGAGCCUAGAAUCUGAGGAAUCUAAGAUGGAAGACAAAAACGGAACUAACAGCUCUCUGGAAAAAGAUCAAGGGAAGGACAAAGAAAGUGCUAACUCGACAGACGAGAGUCGCAAUCAGGGUAACACAUUCCCAUACCGGUCUGAACGAGACACUUGGCAGGUGGUGCGGCGAGGUCAGCAUUCCAUACCACCAAAGGAAGUUGCACAAAAGCGAGGAGGUGGAGGCUGUAACAAGAUGAAUGCAUCGGAGACGCCUCAUGGAAAACCCUCCCGUAAAGUUCAGACACAUAGACCAAAUGUUCAAAAGAGGGAAGAAAAUAAAGGGGCGUUUUCAGGGCGCGGCGACCGCGGCCGAGGGAGCAGGGGAAAAAGAGGAUGGGGUUCAGGAGCUUUUCGUGGAGGACAUCAAGGAAGAGGAGGGCCUGGUCACCAAGCCGGAGCAAAGCCACGUCAACGCCUCGAUCCAGCUUCCUUAGGAUUUACGCAGCCAGACAUCAGAUACGAACGGAACAAGUUGUAUAUUCUUGGCUUACAUUUCAGGUCAACACCGGAUGCUGUGAAGAAUUACAUAGAACGAAUCAGUGGUUAUGAUGUUAAUCGCGUGGAAUGGUUCAAACCGAAUGGAAAAGCCAUAGUCACGCUAAACACGGACAAAAUUUCAGAUUUUUCAAGGAUUAUUCAGGAAUCGAAGAAAAGGCCGCUUGAAGGUGUAACCGUUACAAUUGAAAGAGCUCCUGAAUGUAAAAGUAUCUUUGUGAGUGGAUUUUCUGAGAUUACAACUAAAGAAAAAGUGGAAGAGUACUUUUUUAGUUGGGGUUCUUUAGAAGAUGUUGCCUUCAGCCCAUGGGAUGAAAAUGGAAAGGAGAAGAGAGCUAUUGUGUACUUCAAAGAAAAGAAAAGUGUGAAAAAAUCUACCAAGACAGAUCACUUCAUAGAUGGAAAAGCUUUACAUGUUGAGACCUUCUUUCCUUUUAUGGGCACACUGCUCCCUGUCAACGAACCGUCAAAGUCAUCACGUCCUACUUCGGGUGAAGUGGGAAGAACCUGGCAGCCCCAGUUUUACAAGGCUGUAGACAAAGACAUCGUGGAGUUUUUGAUGAAGUCCAACCAAGAGGCCAAAUUGAGAGGACGUCUUCAUUCGAGUGAACAUGCCGGCGUAAGGUGGACGAACGAUGAGGGAUAUCUACUGAUCAAAUAUGACACCACAGCAGGCAAAAGAGUUGACAAGGAGUUUGACGAGGAAGCCUGGAAAAAGAGAUGUUCCGAUAUAAUCGACCAAUUUAUUGACGAAUCCACAACAAGAGAAUUUCCAGUAGACAGAGAAUUUUGGGAAGGAGUGGUUGACCAGUUGCCAAAACCGGAAAACCUUCUUCCGAAGUUCACAGCGCAAGUGAAGCUACUGAAGGAGUCCCACUCCGUUAAGUUGAUUUGCCAGAAGACAAACCUGCCAGAAUUUGCUGAAAUCCUCGAUAGGCGUUUAAAGGAUAUCAAACAGGAGGAACUCGAAAAAAAGCUGGAUCAGAAGACGCUCACAGAUAUCGCCAUUGAAAAGCUACAACUUCUUCAAAAUUGUGGAUUUGAGAACGUUUUGAAGAAGGUGUUUAAUCAAGAUCUUCAACUUAAGAUUGACUUGAGUAACAGGAACCUUCUAAUAAAAACUCCCAAGGGACACAUGCCAUCGGUCAUGACCUAUCUUAGGCAGCGCUUGGACGAAAUUGAUCAAAACGCAAUAUCGCAGCCCCCAGAAAUUUUAGAAAUCUUGAAGACAAAAGUCGGAAAACGAAAGAUGACGCAGGAACUUCCAGACGGAUGUGCCUUUAAUGUCGAUGAAAAAAGCAAAAAAGUUAUCCUCCUCGGGAAAACACUUUCUCACACGUGUGAAGGAAGAAAAAAGGCAGAGACAGUCCUGUUAGAUGACCGUAGUCUCAAGGUAACCGAAGCUGAUAAUGACCUCAUGCUUUCACCAAAGUGGGAUGAGCUUUGUAAGAAGUUAGUGAAACGCCUAACGAUCCGUCAAAAACGUGAAUUGCUUUGCAUUGCUGUCUUUGGGUUCAAAAACGACGUUGAAGAGGCUGUAAAGAAAAUGAGAGACUUUCUUAAUGAAAAGAAAGCAACCGAAGGUGAAUUCAGGCUCGAUUCUCCUCUCAAUCGCAAGUUCUUCACCGACUACUACAAAGAAGAUCUUCAGAAAAUUGUGGAAGAACUCGCCCCCUGUGCGGUGAAGAUUUCUUUAGAUGAAAGUGGCGAUCGAAUGAAGUAUUCUGGAACAGACGACGGCGUGAAGGAUGUUGAAGAACGGAUUUAUAUUCUGCAAGACCAGAUCAAAGAAAAGAGUUUCCCUAUUCGGACACCUGGCAUGAGAAACUUCAUGGCGCAAGAUGCGGGAAGACGUUUAGUUGACACCGUGGAACGAGAAAACAAGUGUAUCAUCAGCAUUGCGGAGGAAGACGAGGAGCAAGUUGAGGACGAAAUGGAAGGAAGUGACAGUGAUGAGCCUUCGAGCAUCAGCAGCAGAGGUGAGGAGGACCUUGAUGAUGUCGACACAUUUUUUACCAAGGAGGGAAAAAAGGUGAUCUGGAAGAGUGGAAAUAUUGAGGAAGAACAGGCAGACAUCUUGGUGUGCUCAGUGGGAUCAAAAUUUAACCUUACGAUCGGUGCAAUUGCCAAUGCCAUUAGCAAAGCUGCAGGGCCGGAGCUGCAAGAAGAGUUGAGAAAGAAGACGACAGGAGGGACGCUGGGCGAAGGUGAUAUUGUCCACACUGGGGCAGGACACUUGGAUUGCCGUCAUGUUAUCCACUGUGUGUGCUGUCCUUGGAAAGGAAAUCCUCAAGACGAGCAGCUUCUACAGGAUCUACUUCGAAAGUGCUUUGACAAAGCUUCGGAGCUUGGUGCAUGCUCUAUUGGCCUACCUCUUGUUGGAACCGGUAACCUUAAUUUUCCCUAUGCCACAGCUGUCCAGAUUAUGAUCCAGGCAGCUGUCGACUACAGUCACGCCAAUCCAGAAUCUCCCUUGGAGGAAAUUAGAUUUGUCGUGUUUAGCAGUGAUCAGAAAGGGAUAGCAACCUUCGAAGAGAAAUUUGAAGAGUUUAAGAAGGAAAACAGACCUGAUGUGAAACCUCGAAAGCCACAGAUUCGCGAAAGCAAACUUAAACCUGUUCCGCCUGACUUUGAAUACAAAGAGGUUCAAAUCGGCGACCUUUCGUUGAAGGUGUUGAAAGGUGACAUAACCAAGGAGAGAUCAGAUGCCAUAUGUAACGUAAUAUCUCAAGAUCUGAACAUGAAAAGUGGGACCUUAAGCAGUGCUAUCCUGGCAGCUAGCGGAAGCACCGUGGAAGACGAGUUACAGUCCCAGGCACCUCAGCCCCCAGGAGAUAUCGUGACUACUUCUGCUGGAUACUUGUCUGCAAUACACAUCAUCCAUAUGGUUGUGGGACCAAGAACAAAGAAAUGUCUUCAAACCUGCGUGGAGAAGGCUCUCAAUAAAGUGGAUGCACUGGGUUUGAAGUCAGUGUCCAUUCCAGCAGUUGGUACCGGAGGACUAGGGCAAACCGCUGAGCAAUCGGCACAAGUUGUUUUUGGGGCGAUCCGUGUGUGCACCGCAAAACCAUUCAAUUCCAUUCGUGAGGUCAGAGUAGUUGUUUUUGAUGUUUCCUUCAUUUGUGCGUACUUAGCGGAACUAAACGCAAUCCAAAAAGAAACCUCAGAAUCCUCUCCGUGUGGUGAAGAAGACGAUGAUCUUAAUUAUNGUCUUUUGAGUUCUAUAGCCUUAAGUGACAUUGAGCAUGAUCGGAUCGAGUGGGAAUCUCUAGCUACUGCUUUUGCAGAAGUACUACGGGCUCUUGAAAAUCAUCUCAAAACUGUAGCAGUAAACCCUUCAUCAAUUUCUCGACGUAAAUGUAAAAUUCUCAGAACGGGAAACCCUGGGAGACCACAGUUCUAUAUAUCUACUGACACGUUGGAAGAUCUUCCCGGACUUGGAUUUUCAUUGUAA
Messenger RNA from Stylophora pistillata, 4137 nucleotides. RefSeq lists its product as uncharacterized. Gene Ontology annotation, cellular component: cytoplasm; nucleus. NCBI's taxonomy places the organism in Eukaryota, Metazoa, Cnidaria, Anthozoa, Scleractinia, Pocilloporidae. The record is from RefSeq and is a predicted model, not a curated record. Gene Ontology annotation, biological process: protein poly-ADP-ribosylation; negative regulation of gene expression; positive regulation of type II interferon-mediated signaling pathway. Gene Ontology annotation, molecular function: NAD+ poly-ADP-ribosyltransferase activity; ubiquitin-like protein ligase binding; transcription corepressor activity.